Lottia gigantea (owl limpet) is the source of this 948-nucleotide messenger RNA. RefSeq lists its product as hypothetical. Lineage: Eukaryota; Metazoa; Mollusca; Gastropoda; Lottiidae. The record is from RefSeq and is a predicted model, not a curated record. The coding region runs from base 1 to 948 and encodes 315 amino acids. The transcript is spliced from 3 exons.
AUGAAUGAAUUUCUCGAUAAAUAUGGAACCGAUACAACCACAAACUUUCAACUUAUGAGAUGGGCGAAUGAGUUAAAUAUAUCACCGUUUUAUUAUUGUAUGAGAGAUGAAAUAAAUGAUCUGAAAUAUAAGAAAGCGUGGAUAAAUAAAGCAAAACCUUACUUUGUGGAUCAAAUCGGAGACACUCUUCAAGGUGAUUUAGAUAUGAACAAUUUUAGCAUAACUAAUUUAAAGUCUCCGGAAAACGAUAAUAAUGCCAUUCACAAGAAAUAUUUAAUGGAGCAAUUAAAUUUAAUUGAAAUAGAUAAAGACUAUUUAAAAGAAAGGAUAAAUGAUGUGAAAAGAUUCUUCAAACGACAAAUGAAUAAUAACGAUUUUAUUGAUGAUACUAAACUACAACAAGAAGUAAAAGUUGAUUCAUUAUUCUUCACACAAGGCUUCUUCAUACAAGGCUUACGUAGACAUAAUAAAAAAUUUAACGCUAAAAAAGUUCUUCAGUUUAUCAAUGGUACAAAAAAUGUAGAAACUAAAGAAUAUGAAAGUAACGACGAAAACAACAAGGUUAAUCACUUAUAUGAAAUUAAAACGAGUGGAAAAUAUUUAGAUAGGUUUAGAAUGUUAAUCAUACAAGAUAAAGAAGAAGAUGAAUUUAUAUUGAGUGAUUUUGAUAUGUUAUUGGAGACGGAAACUCCACCAUCAAUGAAUACUAUUAGAAAUCCAAAACCACAAAAAAAAGAUAUAAGCUUUUAUGAGUUUUUACGAGCAACAGACUUUGAAUACGUAAAACUAUAUUUUGUUGAUAAUGGUAAAUUUACCUCAAUUGAUAUUCAUAAAAGUCAACAAAAACAAAAUUUUUUAAUAAGAGAUGAUGCAUAUGUUAAUAUAAUAAUCUAUAUUGAAAAACCAAAAUUUUCAGUUCAUCUGAAUAAGAUUAAUGAUUCGAAAUAA